UGAUGGUUAUGAUAACCGUCUAAGACCAGGAUUGGGAGAGCGUGUAACUGAAGUGAAGACUGACGUCUUUGUUACCAGCUUUGGUCCUGUUUCAGAUCACGAUAUGGAAUAUACAAUAGAUGUAUUUUUCCGACAAAGCUGGAAAGAUGAAAGGCUGAAGUUCAAAGGACCAAUGCAAGUACUCCGACUGAAUAAUUUAAUGGCUAGCAAAAUAUGGACACCAGAUACAUUUUUCCACAAUGGAAAGAAAUCAGUCGCUCACAACAUAACUAUGCCUAACAAACUUUUGCGGAUUACAGAAGAUGGGACACUGCUUUACACAAUGAGACUUACAGUGAGAGCAGAAUGCCCAAUGCAUUUAGAAGACUUUCCCAUGGAUGCACAUGCUUGCCCAUUAAAAUUUGGAAGUUAUGCUUACACGAAAUCUGAGGUAAUAUAUGAAUGGACCCAUACCCCUGCACAUUCUGUUGUUGUUGAUAAAGGUAGCUCUCGGCUGAAUCAAUAUGAUCUCAUGGGACAAACAGUGGAUUCCGGAAUUGUGCAAUCCAGCACAGGGGAAUACGUUGUGAUGACCGUCUAUUUCCAUUUGAAGAGAAAAAUAGGAUAUUUUGUCAUUCAAACAUACCUGCCAUGCAUAAUGACAGUAAUUCUAUCCCAGGUAUCUUUCUGGCUUAACAGAGAAUCAGUUCCAGCAAGAACUGUGUUUGGUGUAACAACUGUGCUAACAAUGACCACCUUGAGUAUUAGCGCACGGAAUUCUCUUCCCAAGGUAGCUUAUGCUACUGCUAUGGAUUGGUUCAUAGCCGUGUGCUAUGCAUUUGUCUUCUCAGCUUUGAUUGAAUUUGCCACAGUGAACUACUUUACAAAGAGAGGUUAUGCAUGGGAUGGCAAGAGUGUAGUUCCUCCAAAGAAAGUGAAGGAUCCUCUCAUUAUGAAAAACAACUCGUUCACAGCACCAGCACCCACAACCAGCUGUACCCCAAAUAUUGCAAGAGACCCUGGACUAGCUACUAUUGCUAAAAGUGCAACAAUAGAGCCCAAAGAAGUGAAAGCUGAAACAAAGCCACCUGAACCCAAGAAAACUUUUAACAGCGUCAGCAAAAUUGAUCGACUAUCAAGAAUAGCAUUUCCACUGCUCUUUGGGAUUUUUAAUUUAGUGUACUGGGCUACCUACUUAAAUAGAGAGCCCCGACUUAACGACAAAAGCCCUCCACACUAG
Pseudonaja textilis is the source of this 1219-nucleotide messenger RNA. The record is from RefSeq and is a predicted model, not a curated record. Lineage: Eukaryota; Metazoa; Chordata; Lepidosauria; Squamata; Elapidae.